AUGGAAGAGCUCAGCAAGACGCUCAAGGGCAUCGGCCUUGAGUCGGUGCCCCAGGAGCCAAACACCUACCCCGAUCUCAACCCCUUCGACAUCUACCGCAGCCACAUUACCGAGCUGCUCGCCGAGGUCUCUGGCGUAGACAGGAAGAUCAUAUACCCCACACUGGCAUGGACAGCGAAGCCCGAGAAUGGCGACCUGCAGCUCGCCGUCCCCGCUCUGAGGCUCAAGGGCAAGGACCUGAAGGCCUACGCGCAGGAGCUGGCGGACAAGUUCCCUGAGAGCCCAUUAGUCAAGAAGCCCGUCGUCACCGGCACUUUCGUUGGCUUCUUCUUCAAGCCAGAGUCGCUCACUUCGAUUGUUCUGCCCUUGAUCUUCAAGGCUGGCCAGAGCUAUGGCUUCAACAAGAGCUUUGGACUCAAGGAAGACGGUUCGAAGAAGAAGAUGGUCAUCGACUUCAGCUCGCCCAACAUCGCCAAGCCCUUCCACGCUGGCCACCUGCGAUCCACAAUCAUCGGUGGUUUCCUCUCCAACCUGUACGAGGGCAUGGGCUGGGACGUCGUUCGCCUGAACUACCUCGGUGACUGGGGCAAGCAAUAUGGUGUGUUGGCCAUUGGUUUCGACUACUUUGGCUCAGAGGAAGAGCUCGUCAAGAACCCCAUUGGCCACCUCUACGACAUCUACGUCAGGGUCAGCAACAUUCAGAAGGAAGAGGCGGACAAGGUUAAGCUACUGAAGACCGAAGUUACCAAGGACAAGGAGGAGGGCAAGGACACCUCGGCCAAGGAGGCGGAGAUCACAAAGAUCGAGACCGAGGGUAUCGAUGAGCAGGCUAGGAAAUACUUCAAGGGCAUGGUUGACGGCGAGCCCAAGGCCAUUGGUAUCUGGAAGCGCUUCAGGGACCUGUCGAUCGAGAAGUACAAGCAGACGUACGCCCGUCUGAACAUCCACUACGAUGUAUACAGCGGCGAGUCGCAAAUCAAGGACGAGAGCAUGGACCUUGGUGUCAAGAUCAUGUGGGAGAAGAAGGUGUGCGAGGACUCUGAGGGGGCCGUCAUUGUCGACCUUACCAAGCACUCCAAGAAGCUCGGGAAGGCAGUCAUCCAGAAGAAGGACGGCACAUCGCUGUACCUCACCCGUGAUGUUGGUGCCGCGUACGAGCGUAUGCAGACGUAUCACCCUGACAAGCUGAUGUAUGUCGUUGCCUCGCAACAAGAUCUUCACCUUGCCCAACUGUUCAAGAUUGAAGAACUCAUGGGCUGGAAAGACAUUUCUUCCAUCUCCCAGCACAUCAACUUUGGCAUGGUGCUCGGCAUGUCGACGCGAAAGGGCACGGCCAAGUUCCUCGACGACAUCCUCCGUGACGUGGGCGACAAGAUGCACGAAGUGAUGCGCGGUAACCAGGCCAAGUACGAGCAAGUCGAGGAUCCCGAAAAGACAUCGGACACACUUGGCAUCAGUGCUGUCAUGGUGCAGGAUAUGAAGGGCAAGAGGAUCAACAACUACCACUUCGACAUGGACCGCAUGACGUCGUUUGAGGGAGACACGGGGCCGUACCUGCAGUAUGCACACGCGCGUCUGUGCUCGAUCUACAGGAAGGCAGUCACUGUGGAUGCGUCGUUGGAGAAGCUGGACUUUGCUACGGUCGACCUGAGCGAGCUGCAGGAGCCACACGCGGUUGACCUUGUCCGACAACUCGCGUCGUGGCCUGACACAUUCCUCAACACGUUCAAGACGCAGGAGCCGACUACGGUUCUGACGUAUCUGUUCAAGAUGUCACAUGCUGUUAGCGCGAGUUACGAUCACCUGCAGGUGGUUGGUGGUGACAAGAAGAUCAACGUUCCUCGGCUGGCGUUGUAUGUGGCGGCCAGGCAGGUGCUGAACAACGGCAUGCGGGUUCUUGGACUCAGUCCUGUGGAGCGUAUGUAG
This is a messenger RNA of Ascochyta rabiei, 1926 nucleotides long. Its product is annotated as Arginine--tRNA ligase. Gene Ontology annotation, cellular component: mitochondrion; cytoplasm. Gene Ontology annotation, biological process: mitochondrial translation; arginyl-tRNA aminoacylation. The record is from RefSeq and is a predicted model, not a curated record. The transcript has 3 exons. Gene Ontology annotation, molecular function: arginine-tRNA ligase activity; ATP binding. Lineage: Eukaryota; Fungi; Ascomycota; Dothideomycetes; Pleosporales; Didymellaceae. Bases 1 to 1926 code for a protein of 641 amino acids.